AUGGCUAAGGAGGGUACUAUAGAUCCACCGCAGUACUUUGUGGCCUCUCGUUCGAAGCUUUGUCGCUAUCCAAUCAACUUUCCAGACAUCGUUUUACCCAUGAUCACAAACUUCAAUGUAUCCUGUUUCUUAGGAGGACGGGUUCAUGCUGUUGCUAUCACAGCUGAUAUAGAUGAAGGGGUUGUAUUUUUCAGUGAUUUAGGAAUGAAAGCGAUUGGGAUGGCUACUCUCAGAGAUGGGGCACCUGUAAAGAUUAUCACGGGCGGGGUGCGGUCUGUUCAAGGUUUAGCCGUAGACUGGUUGACCAAGCAUCUAUAUUGGACAGACCAUGCAAGAGGUACCAUCGAAGUGUCUAGGUACGACGGGUCAUACCGGACCACUCUUAUCAAGGACAAUGUAAUAAAACCAAGGAGCAUUGCAAUAGAUCCAGAAAGAAAGUACAUGUUUUGGAGUGAAUUUGGUCCCCCUACUCAGAUCGAACGUGCUUCAUUGGAUGGUACUGAACGAGUUGUCAUCAUGUCUGCACCAUAUGGUGUACCAUUCUUUAUACCUACAGGAUUAGCUGUUGACACUAAAGAAGAAAGGCUGUACUACACUGAUCUGUCAACUCGAGCAAUAAAUAAGGCGGAUUAUUUCGGCAACAACAAGAGACAGCUCCUGAGGAAAAAUGGGGCCAUCUUUUUCGACGUCGCACUUUAUAAGGACUAUAUCUUAUGGACGGAGCUAGGAAGAAACAAUGGUAUCUACGCAGCUAACCGACACAGUGGUCAAAUCGAAUUAGAAUAUCACAAUCGAGGAGAGCAAGUGUAUGGCAUUACAUCCUAUGCAGAUACUCGUCAGAAGGUUAUGCAUCAUCCCUGUCGUUUCCAGAACGGUGGAUGUGACCAACUGUGUCUCAGUUCAACUUCUAGUCACAUAGGAUUUGUGUGUAAUUGUACUCUGGGAUUCUACUUAGCUGAUAAUGGCAAAGCGUGUGUGUCAGACCUUGUUCAGGACGACUUCUUUUUGGUGACGGACACCUACCGACGAUCGAUCUUUCAGGUUAGUAUAGAGUCUAACCUGGAACCUAAGGCACUCUACUUACCAAGUAUUCAGAAUCCAAUAGCAGUGAGCUUCGAUCCAAUUGAUAGGAAGGUUUACUGGAGUGAUGUAGGAUCUAAGACACUAAGCCGGGCCUCGUUGGAUGGUAACGACUACCAAGUCAUUGCAAGAGAUGCUAUUGAUCAUCCUGAUGGGAUUGCCGUGGACUCGAUCUCUAGGCUUUUAUACUGGACGGACUUUGGAACCCAUGGCUUGUCUGUAUCUCACCUCGAUGGUUCAUAUCGGAAGACAUUAAUUCAUGGUUUAGAUAAACCAAGAUCCAUUGUAUUGCAUCCAGUUAGAGGGACGAUGUUUUGGACCGAUUGGGGAGAUAAUCCUGUUAUUGAACGAGCCUUCAUGGAUGGAACUGAUCGUUCAACAAUUAUAUCUGGAUCACUAGGCUGGCCAAAUGGACUCACCAUAGACUACAUUGGAAAUCGGCUUUACUGGUGCGAUGCUCGUCUUGAAAGAUUUGAAACAGCUGACUUUUACGGUAAUGGACGGCGCCUUCUGUAUACGUUUGGAAGAGAUGUCCAUGCUUAUGAAGUUGCUGUAUUUGGUCAGUUUCUUUAUUGGACAGACUGGACAUUGCAAAGUGUACUCAAGAUGGAUAAAGACACUGGUAGUGGUAUCACGACAGUAGGUCCCAACGAUUACCUCCGACCAAAUGGAAUAUACAUGGUAUCCGCCAAUACACUGCCAUUAGGAAGCAACAUUUGUUCCAUUGAAAAUGGAGGUUGCUCAGGACUCUGCCUUCCUAUUGGAUUUGAUCGAAACUGCACAUGCGCAGAUGGAUUUGAAUUUGAUGAAGAUGGAACAACUUGUACUCCUGAUCAAGCAACUGAAUGUCCACGUGUCUUUCACAAUGGUUAUGUUGAUGAAUCUUGCGACCCUAGGCCAGGACAAAUUUGUGAUGUACAAUGCCACCGAGGGUUUUCUCCUAGAACUGAUGCUAUCGUAUGCCAGGUGUCUGGAACAUGGGAUCUUGAUGUCAACACAAUUUGCAACCGUGUAGAGUGUGAUGAUCUGGAUACGCCACCUAAUGCCAUCAUUGGACCAUGCAACCCUCCCUUCACACUAGGCAAGAUGUGUACACUAUCUUGCAGGGAAGGAUAUAUGAAUAUUGCAGGAAGUGAUAAAAUAAUGUGUGGUGAAAAUGGAGAAUGGAUCGGAACUCCAAUACGUUGCCAACAGCACGCCCGAAGUAGUGUUUCUCUUCGUUGCCAUGUCGGAUCGUCGCCUUGUAUACUUGUAUACCAGAGCCGUCUGCAUACACUUUUCUUGUAAUGGACAUUGAAUCUACGCUAACUUGGGACAUCGAAAAAAGUCAAACUUAAACCAAAGAAAAAGUGGCUUGUGCAAUCUUUGCCUGGAGGAAAAAGUGUCCAUAAUAACAAACAGAAACUCACCAAAGGUCGGAACUGAUUUCAAAGUGAAGACACCGAACGAGACCAAACCGGAAACCACAGAAGCGUCAAAUUGACCCACCGCACCACACAAAUAGUCAAUAACGUCAGUCUGCCUGGAGAUCGCCUCAAGUCCGGUGUCACUUGUUUGUUGCCUGUUUAAAACAUUAAACCCAUUUAGUUGUAAUUUAAUUGAAUAACACGGUUACAGUAACAUGAAAACAAUAAAUACCUUUUUUUAAAGAUUGUAGUUUAAUUCAAUAUUCUGAUAUCAUAAACCAGCAUACAAUGCCUAGAUUAAUAAAUACAUUCAAUUUUGAAAAGGCCUAGGGAGUUUCAUUUGCGUAAUUCUGGGCAGGAACAUAAAUAUACUGAAUUAUAAGAAAUGUAAUACGAUAACGUGUAACUUCAGCAUAUAGUAACACUUUCAGCAAAUUGAUACUAAAAUUUAUCUUUCUUUUGAAAAUAAACGUGAGUUCCGGUAUAAACUUAAUGAUUUUAAAUAUUAUAGUAAAGCCAUACUUUCUUCGAUGAAAGCGGGUGAACAAUAUCACUGGCGAACGAAAAUUAUCUUGAGUCGACAGUGGGGGGUGUAUGAAGAAAAUCAUCAGGAACACAGCAUAGUUCCUCGAUACCAUUCACUCAGAAAUGUUGAAUGUUGACAGCGAGUCCGUCGAAGACCCAAUUACAUUGGAAUUAUGUAGUGUCAUCAGGCCUAUAACUACCUUGCUUUAAUGAUAACAUUCUUCCAUAAAAACUUCAUGAUUGAUCAUGAUUUUGGAUGCUCACUACUGUAUAAUUAUUAUUAAAUCAACAUUAAAUUACAAUCUUUCCAUAAAACAGAUUUCUUCCAAAAAGAUUUAAUAUAAUAAAAAUUUUCAUAUACUCCAAUGCCAAUAGACAAUUCAUAU
Lytechinus pictus (painted urchin) is the source of this 3397-nucleotide messenger RNA. Its product is annotated as low-density lipoprotein receptor-related protein 6-like. The coding region runs from base 1 to 2367 and encodes 788 amino acids. The record is from RefSeq and is a predicted model, not a curated record. Gene Ontology annotation, molecular function: Wnt receptor activity; Wnt-protein binding. NCBI's taxonomy places the organism in Eukaryota, Metazoa, Echinodermata, Echinoidea, Temnopleuroida, Toxopneustidae. Gene Ontology annotation, biological process: canonical Wnt signaling pathway. The transcript has 15 exons.